UUAGCAUGGAGCUAGUUCGAUGCUCGGUGUGUUAGCUUAUUAGCUUUACCCCUCAAAAUGCAGCGACGACUCAGGACUUCUUUAGGAGGAGGUAUAAAAGUGUCGCGUGGGAAACACGUUGACAACAACACUGACAGCUGGAUAUUCUAAAGUUACUUCGUUUCUGACCCGAGCACGUCUGUUGUUUUCUAAUCGGCCAGGCUGGUUCUGAAAGGCUUUAUUUACUGUGCUCAAACACAUCAAUAGUCGCAGCGUUGACACAAUCUGUCAACGCACAGUCUGUGGGAACGGGAAAAAAACCCUGGAGUGAUUGUGUUGAGAGCUCUGUGAUCACGUGACGUGCUUUUCCCACAGACACAGUAAUAGAUCAGUGUUAUUUCUAUGUGUAUGGUCAAGCUCUCUGCACGUCGCCAUUGCAAAACUCUCUGAGUUGUUGGGACUUGUCAGCAGUGGUGUGUACAUAUAAUCAGUGCAAAGUUAAGAUAAAAGGAAACCCCUCCCCUGUAGGCACAUUAGAAACUAAUGGUUUAGUGUUUAGCGAUAUGGCUGAAAUUAAUAUUGUAAAUGUGACAGUUCGAACUUGAUCGCUGAAACAGAAGGUUGAAGAAUUAAUCGUUUUGCACAUACACAAGUUUUCUCAAGUUAACCACACACGUUUUCCACAAGGACUUGCAAUGUAAUUCAGUCUUGGUUAUUCUAAUUCAGUUUGCACAUUGUGUCCAUUGUGGAAGACAUUGGAUCAACAUGUUUUUGUCAAAGCUAAUACAGUUUCUAUAAACGCCCCAAUGUAACAUUAGAUAUAUCUAACUCUAGGGUUAGUAUUUGACAAAAUACCCCAUGUGGUCCAUUUUAAAUCCCCCAUGAUGUUCGUUUAAGGAUAAAUAGGUCUGGGUUCUGAACACCGCGAUGAAGAUGGUAAGAUUUAGGUUUUAAGUCACACAGGAAGCUAAAAAGGGAACAUUGAGUUAAGUUUUGGUUUACCAAAGUGAAGUGGAAGCAGGUUUUGCCUGGAUGGCUGAAUAUCAAUUUGAUGAUGAUGAUGCUUUGCAAAACAGUCUGAACUAUUGUUAAAAUAUUUUUUUAUAAUUUAAAUCAGGAUCAGGUUUAUUCCCAAAAGGGUUUCAACAUAUAAGGAGUUUUCUUUGGUGUUUGAUAAAUCACAAACGUAUAUCGUGGGGAAAUUAGGGCCAAAGAUUAUGCAGCAAGUCGUAUAAGGUAAAAAAGACCAAGCUAAAAUAUAAUACAACGCAAACAUGGUGAAGAACGUUACUCUGAUCCUGACCCAGAGGCAAACACCUGAGGCCACAUGAACCACAGAUGUGUCAAUAGCAGGACAGAGGAUUCACUCUUUUCCUCCAAACGGAUGUGUUGUUGAAAAAACAGAGCUUUGUUAGAAAUGCCAGUAAAGAUGUCGUCAAUGUCCAGUGGAAUGGAGCAUCUGAAGUGAUGGAGAACAGAGAGGAGAGGCCUGCAUAUGAGCAGGUCCUCACACCUCCAGAGCGAGGACUUCUCCACAUCUGGCAGUCAGCGGGGCCCAGGCAGGAGCUCUCUCUAGGGAGAGUGCUGCUUUCCAGGCCUGUCCUGCAGGUCACCCUGGGAGAACACCAUGGACUCCUGCUGACACAGGGCGGUCAGGUGUAUUCUUUCGGGGAGCUGCUAUGGAGGGAUCUGAGCAUCCCGUUGUCUGCUCCGGUGCUGGAGGAGUCCCUGCUGGGGAAGUCGGUGGUGCGUGUGGCAGCUGGCGGCUUCCACUGUGGAGCGCUGAGUGAGCAGGGCAGUGUGUACAUGUGGGGGGAGAACACUGCAGGACAGUGUGGCCUGACUGAGAAGGGCACUGUCACAAACAUCACAGUUUCAGAGCCAUGCCUGGUCAGUGUCGUGGACAGUGAGGUCGUUCCUCCAGCGGGGGUUCGGGUCACGGAUCUGGCCUGUGGACGGGAGCACAGCCUGGCUCUGUCGUCCCAGAAUGAGUUGUGGGCCUGGGGCAGUGGCUGCCAACUCGGCCUGGUCACAAACAACUUUCCUGUGUGGAGACCACAGAAGGUGGAGCACUUGGCUGGCAGACAUGUAAUUCAGGUGGCUUGUGGUGCCUACCACAGCCUGGCCCUGGUUCGCAGUUUACUUCCUCAGAACAACAACACCCUGAGGCCCCCUGAAAAGAAGGAGCGGGGCCCGUCGCCUCACAGCUCAGUGACCGAGAGGAAGGAAUCGUUAACAGUUGAUGACGCUCACUACUGUCCACUGGGGGUGGAGCUGUCUGAAGUUUUGAUAGGGGAGACCACUCCCAGGAGAAGAGAUCCCAGACGACGGCUCCAUCCUGUGGGGAGGUCAGCUGGCAGCAGCCCUGGCUCUGGACGUGGCUCAUGCCCAUAUUCUGGAGAUGGAAAAUCCAGCACUACACCGAAGUUAGCGGAGUUAGACGGACACGCUGAUAAUCUAACUCAGACUGACGGCCGCCCUGUGUCCCACCCUUUGCCUUGCUGGGGGGCCAAUAAGAAGUCAGCUUUUCCUGAUGAGAGGGAGCUCCAGAACAUCCUGCAGAAACUCUCUGGUCACUCGUUAGAGACGCAGCCCAUCACCGGGUCGGGAGAUACUGACUCACUGAGCAGUCACACGUCAGAUGACAGCUGUGUUUCCUCAACUCCUUCCACGGAUCUUCUCAUUUCCAGGUACAAAGACGAAUCGCCAAUAAAAAGUCAAACUACCAAUAACAGUGGAGUGUCUGGGCCGUACUCCUCCUCCCCUGUGUGUUUGGAUGAAGUUCGGCUCUGUCUAGAGGCGGAGAAGAAGGGGCUGCAGGGGCAGAAGAGCUCCAGUCUUACAAAUAUACAUCAGAAGGGGAAAACGGCAGGAAACAGGAGAUGCUCCCUGCCUGGAACACCCACCCAUGGGUCCCCAAGGCGACGGCGGCCAUGUCGGACCCAGGCUGCAGCAUCAGAGGAUGUAGGAGACGGGUUGCCGUCUCUGGAGACAGAAGUGUGGAGCUGGGGCCGCGGAUCUGAAGGGCAACUGGGUCACGGGGAUCAGCUUGCUAGACUCCAGCCUCUGUGUAUCAAGUCUUUGACAGGCGAGGAAGUGGUUAAAGUUGCUGCAGGAUCCCAUCAUUCACUGGCUGUCAGUGCUCAGUGCAGGGUUUAUUCAUGGGGCAGCAACAUGUGUGGACAGCUGGGUCAUGUCAACAGCCCUGUCACGGUUCCUCAGCAGGCGAAGCUGUCUGACGGUCUCCGGGUUUGGGACGUGUCAGCCGGUCAGAGCCACUCCCUUCUGCUGGCUGACGGAGAUUGUGUCCAGCCGAUCCUGUUGUACUGCGGCCAGCAUCAAGAGUCAUUAUCAGCACAGAGUGAGAAAUCCCACCAGAGUCAACGGUCAAGCCAGAGGUCACCCAGCAGGGCGGAGAUUUAUUCGGUCAGACCCACCCUGCUUCCCUUGUGCAUGGAGAUGGGUUACAUUAGCAGUGUGUCCUGUGGUGGGCAGAGCUGUGCGGUGUUGGCAGAUCAGAAUGUCAUGGGCUUCAUCUCAGCGAUCCACGAGCUGGCCUCCAGAGAGAGACACUUCUACUGCUGGUUGAGCAACACCAGGAAGCUGCUCCUCACCCCGCUACGCAGCAGAGAGGCUUUGUGCCCGACGUUAGGUGAGCCCUGCACUCAUCUCUUCUUCUCUCUCUGUGAGAGUUUUGUUCGCCUGAGCAUCCUGAUCGGUCGACACGCCACGUCACUCAGCUUCUUCCUGCAUGAUGUGCAGGGCGCCGAUGUCAAGUCCCUUCCCCUGCUGACACAUACUGAUGACUUCCUAGACAUUUAUAAAGAGUAUUGUUUUGCACUUGGAAACUUCCACGUGAUGGGGGGAUUCCAGUCACUCCAUAAACUCUCACUUGAGGUUUUAGGUUCUCAGCAGAGCCUGCUCGCCCAGCUGUGUGUUCCAGAUCAGUCUGUCAGUGGUGAUGCUGAUCUGGUUUCGUUGCUGUACUGGCCUCUGCAGCAUCUCCGCCAAUACAGCCGAGUUCUGCUCAAACUGGGAUCCUGUUACGAUGUGUUAACUGAGGAGUAUCAAUCCCUCAAUCAGGGCUGCAGUCACUAUGAGUCCCUGUCUUUGUCCCUGCUGAAGAGGAAGAAAGAAGCUGAAACCACAUUUCUCUUCUGGAAGAGCCACUCUGGAAAAAAUACAGAGGUUCUGCGUCUCCCGCACCGUCGCGUCGUGUGUGAAAGCAGCAACAGAUCACUCACUCUGCAGAAGGCCGGGCGCUUCUCUAACCACUGGUUCAUACUGUUCAACGACGCCUUGGUGCACACACAGAAUGCCAUUCCCUCUCAAAACUUUUUCUCCACACAUCACGUCUACCCUCUGACCUGUCUGUGGGUGAAACCAGUUACUGAAGACACCAGGGGACUCUAUGCCAUAAAAAUAACAUGUCCAGAAGAGAGUUUCACCCUGGUUGCCUCAACACCACAGGAAAAGAACAAGUGGCUACGAUCUCUAAACCAGGCGGUAGAUCAGGUGCUGGGUGGUGGAGGUCAGGGCUCAUCGCCUGGGGUGACAGCAAUAUCGCGUACAGCCACCUACACGUUCACUGGAGAAGGAAGUUUUAAAGACGCCUAUUACACCGGGGGCUGGCUGGCUGGACGAGUUCAUGGCAGAGGAACCAUGAAGUGGCCAGAUGGACAAACUUACUCUGGGAACUUUAAGAACGGACUGGAGGAUGGCUAUGGGGAGAGUGUAAUGCCUAACAAAGUACUGAAUAAGCCAGACUACUACCAAGGACAAUGGAGAGAUGGCAAGAUCCAUGGUUUCGGCAAGUACAAGUAUGCCAGCGGCGAGGUGUACGAGGGCUGUUUCUAUGAAGGGCAGCGGCAGGGUUACGGCAUGCUGAGCUCGGGUAAACAGGCCAGGACCUCCUCCAGCGUUUUCAUUGGACAGUGGGUCCAGGACAGGAAGACAGGAUAUGGAGUCCACGAUGACAUCACCAGAGGUGAAAAGUAUAUGGGUAUGUGGCUGGACGACCAGAGAAAUGGCCAGGCUGUAGUCGUCACCCAGUACGGUGUGUACUAUGAAGGGACCUUCAAAGAGAACAAGAUGAUUGGUUCAGGGUUGUUGGUGUCAGAUGAUGACACAGCUUUCCAUGGGGAAUUUGCUGAUGACUGGACUGUCAAUGGGAAGGGGGUUUUGUCUCUGGCUAACGGUGACUGUCUGGAGGGACUGUUCAGUGGAGAGUGGAGCACAGGCCUGAAAGUGGUCGGAACUUACACCAAACCAGCUGCUGAUGAACCUGACAAUAAAGAGAGAAACAGCUUGUUCAGGCUGGGUCAGUAUCUGGUGCCUUCAGCUCAGAGGUGGCGCGGUGUGUUUACUGAGUGCUGGAGUCGACUUGGCUGCACAGCAGCUGGAAGAGGAGAGAGGACUACAGCCUGGGAGAACAUCGCUGUCACAAUAACAACUGCACAACGACACAGUCCAAACCUGAGUAGGUCUCAGAGUAAAGCAUUGGAGAGUUUGGAGUUUAUUCCCCAGCAAGGAGAAGUUGUCACCACUGCAAACUUUGACAACAUACGAAGAUAUCUCAUCAAGGCAUGUGAGACCCCUAUCCACCCUCUGGGCUGGCUGGUGGAGACGCUGAUAACAGUCUACAGGAUGACUUAUGUUGGAGUGGGAUCCAACCGCAGGCUGCUGAGACAGGCUGUCCAGGAGGUCCAGGCUUACCUCACCCAUUUCUUCAGCCUUGUCAGGUUUCUUUUUCCUGGGUUACCCGAUGAUGGCUGCAUCAUCCCAGAACCCCCUGCCUCUCCAUCCAAAAGCAGGCACAACUCCACCACAGAAGGCGUUGUGGUGGUGAGCUGCUCGUCUCUGCUCCUCCCGUUGCUGCUCCCUCGACUCUACCCUCCUCUCUUUACCCUGUAUUCCCUGCAGGAGGAGCAGGAAGAGGCCCAGUACUGGGAACGCAUCAUCCGACUCAACAAGCAGCCUGACCAGUCCCUGCUCAGCUUCCUGGGAGUGCAGGAGAAGUUCUGGCCAGUGUGGAUGUCAAUUCUAGGAGAGAAAAAGCAGAUUGUGUCCAGCAGUAAAGAUGCCUGCUUUGUUUCCGCUGUAGAGACACUCCAACAAAUCAGCACCACUUUCACUCCUUCAGAUAAACUCCUGGUCAUCCAGAAAACGUUUGAGGAGUUGACCCAGGAAGUGAAACCUAUGCUGGAUGGUAAUUUCCUGUGGUGCAUGGAUGACUUGCUCCCACUCUUCCUCUACGUGGUCCUCAGAGCGAGGAUCAGGAAUUUAGGAGCUGAGGUCAGUCUGAUAGAAGAUCUGAUGGAUACCAACGUUCAGCAUGGAGAGAUGGGUCUUAUGUUCACAACACUUAAGGCCUGCUACAUCCAGAUCCAACAUGAGUCCACUUUGUAGGAGCAGGUAGGAGGAUGCCCCACAGUCCAACCAGACCUAGAAACCGCAGUGCUGACUCAGUGCUGCAUUCACAAGAGCUUCCAGAACAAAUCAGUAAAACCAGCGGGGUUCACUGGUGGCCACUAGGAGGCUGCAUGAGGCUGCACAGACAGAGCAGAGGGAGGAGACACCUUUACCUUAUAUCAACACACAGGAAAUGAUGUCUGACACCUCAGUCACUGUUCAUCCUUGCGUUGCGACACUCCAGUGUUCUUUCUCUGCUAUUGAAGACAGUGUACAUAGGAAAGUAAAGCAUCGCCCUCUUGUGGACAUGUUAAAAACCUGCAUUAUUGUCUCGAUAACAUGGCUGUAAGUGGCUACUGUGGAUAUAUAGCAACAUUUUUUUCUAAUAGACCAGCUGAGCUUAUAAUAUUUUUUUUUUCCAUUUACAAUAUUUUCCAAAAGUGUCAUUUUUUAGACUAGAAUGGAAUUAGCCUGUGAGAUGUUGUAUGUCAAAUUUGUCCCAUAAAUUUGUCACGUUUCCAGGCAAAGGGAACUAAAUAAUUUAGUCUGAAACAUGACCACAUUUUAAAGGGAAAAUCACAGGUUAAUAACAAAUAAAAAUUUAAUUAUGAUUCUAAUGGCUCAGCAUUAAUGAUAGCAAUUUAACAGUGCAUUUACCACAGUAAAAACACUGUUGGGCUGGCCCAAAGUUAAUUUAGUAACAGGUACCUAUUUAAACUGUAUGUAGUGGUUUAUCGAGUGCGGCAACUACUGUGUUAUAAAAAAAAAAAAAUUUGAGAAAUGACAGAAGCUUUUUAUACUGUCGGCUGAUCAGCGUCUUUUGAAACUGAAAAUAUUUGUCUUGCACUUCAGUAUGUUUUUAGCAUUUUAUAUGGUGGCGUGAGGUGCUUCAUCUUGGUUGCAUUGCACUGAUUUCAGAGCAUCCACAUGAGACACAGAGGGAUUUAAAUAUAUCAGAGUUCGACUCACCUCCGGGGCAGAGAUCAAACCUUAGGCUCACCAGUCAGCAGUUGCGGCAGCUCAAAUACAAACUGGACGAAAAGUUUGUCUUUUCUAAUUAAAAAAAUCGCUUGUAACAUUAAGUUUAUUAUAUGCUAGUAACUUGCAUAGAGAUCAAAGAUCCCUCUUUUGUAACCUCGCCUCUCGCUUCCUUUAGAGUGGUGUGUACAGUUGGGAUAUGUCUUUUCAAUGCAGGAGAGGUAGUUCACACUAAACAGACUGCCAGUUUUCUGGGACUGUUUAAAUUAUUUGUCGUCAUUUUUUUUUUUUCUUGCUCUACACAUCUGAUCUGUGUGUGAAGGAGUUCAGAUAUUCAUCACCAAUAUACAACUGACCGGUAGAACAGUAAUAAGUCACUACAGCGAAAGGAUCUGUACUUGACUUAAUAUUAGGGCAGCGUGUGCGUGCGUGUGAUUGAGCGCAUUACAAACAAGUCUGACAAGGAACAAUUUUAGUGUUGCACUGACAGUAUUGUUCGAUUGAACAGUGUAAAAAAAAAAUUAUCAGCUACUGCACAUGUCUUCCAUGAACGUCUAUCACUGUGUGUUUUAAUGCAGAUCCAGAAUUACCUAUUUUUAUAUUUCCUACCUUAUAAUCUCACUUACAAUUGAUUUCAAUAACAUACAUUGUUCCUCUGAAUCCAUCUGUAUAUAUUUGUGAAGUCCCAGAUCGUCACAACGUCAAGUUGGACUGUAAAUCAGAAUGAAAAGAAUUAUUUGGGGCAUUUAUUGUUAGAAUGUGAUUUUAAUAUAUUACAAAUAAUUUAUAGCAAAGAAAGAAUUUAUUUUCUGCUAAAUUUCGCACAACCUCCCCUGCAGUUUCAGGUCUUAACCUGUAAUGUGACAUAUUGUUAAAGAUAUAGGCCCAGUGUCAUAAAACAGAAGCUACAUUCCGAGUACAGCAUGUCCUGCCAUCAUGUUACUGACCGUUGAUGACCUGAGUCUGUUGUAUUGAUGUCAGGAAUAAAACAACUGUAAAACACUCAGGUUGAACGCAGCAAGAAACAUUCUGCCAAAAUAACAAGCAAGCAGCUGCUGGGUUCAAAAUAAAAUUAUCUUCUAAUUUCUAAUUUUCCAAUUUCUAUCAUUUCACUUGAAAAGCGUUCAUACUUUAUUCCUACACACAUCUUUUGCGGAAUGUAACAUGUAUGUUGCAGCACAGUAGGUUCAAUGUUUUUGUUAUUGCUAUUUAAAUCCCUGGUUUGUUAUAUAUCUAAUGUAGAUGUAGCAUCAAAGGAGGAAUGAUAAGAGCGCCUGGGUGAGGACUCAGUCCUCCGUUAAUACCAGGUUAAAGAACAAUCCAAUGUAUUACAAGUCUCAAAAUACAAAUGAGUAUAUUUCAGGACCGAAUAAUCUGCCUUCACAGGUCUGAAAUAUGAUAAUUGAUCAUACUGAGUAUUUCUCAUUUUCAUUUUUAUUGAUAACAUCAUGGUCUUAUAUGAAGCUGCAGUUUGAGCAGGAAAUGUAUCAUGGUGAAUUGUGGCUAAAAACAAAACAAACCAAUCAAAAUAAAAUACAAAAUGAUUACAACUGAUGUGGUGCAUGAAUUGUGAUAAAUUUUCCAAAACAUGUUACGGUCCUGGAUUUCUUGGAGGUUUCUUGAAGGCUGAAAACUGAAUUAAUGAUUAGUUUUUCUAGUUUCAUUUAUUUUUGUGAUGAUCAGGGGACCUGACUGUAAAACAUUGAUUGUUUUUUGAUGGACAAAUGAACUAUCAUAGGAAAUUAGUAAAUGUGUUUACUCAAAAAAGGACAAUAAAAUUGGGUUCAUUCUAAAAAAUA
Molecule: messenger RNA, 9167 nt
Organism: Pleuronectes platessa (European plaice)
Lineage: Eukaryota; Metazoa; Chordata; Actinopteri; Pleuronectiformes; Pleuronectidae
Product: alsin
Exons: 41
Coding region: 1447-6387 (1646 amino acids)
Source: RefSeq, a predicted model, not a curated record